This is a messenger RNA of Perkinsus marinus ATCC 50983, 303 nucleotides long. RefSeq lists its product as hypothetical. The annotation marks the transcript as partial. The transcript is spliced from 3 exons. NCBI's taxonomy places the organism in Eukaryota, Perkinsozoa, Perkinsida, Perkinsidae. The record is from RefSeq and is a predicted model, not a curated record.
UCUCUCUCAAUUGUCGAAGAGGCUCGACGACUGUCAGAGGCUCCUGGUUCUACAGGGCGUGGACGCUGACCGAGAGCUCCAGCGGGCGGAAACCGCCAGUAUGCGUCUGGAGGACUUCAUGGCAAGCUGCAGUCGAGCUUGGAAGCCUCAAAGCGACUCAGCAGCGGCAGCGGGGGCUCCAUCGCCAGUCGCAUUACCAAGCAUUAUAUUUUCUCGGCAUUUGGCGUUGAUGGUGGGGAGUCAUUUCGAUGGGAAGAAGGUAUCACCAAGGGUGACGCGACUUCAGAGGACUUACAGGCUGAA